Messenger RNA from Anthonomus grandis grandis, 607 nucleotides. RefSeq names its product 40S ribosomal protein S12 (gene RpS12). NCBI's taxonomy places the organism in Eukaryota, Metazoa, Arthropoda, Insecta, Coleoptera, Curculionidae. The transcript has 5 exons. Gene Ontology annotation, cellular component: ribosome; cytosolic small ribosomal subunit. Gene Ontology annotation, biological process: translation. Bases 146 to 565 code for a protein of 139 amino acids. Gene Ontology annotation, molecular function: structural constituent of ribosome. The record is from RefSeq and is a predicted model, not a curated record.
UCGAUUUGAACCAAUCAGGUUAAAGCAAACCAAAUGCUUCCAUUUGAUUGGCGGUUGAAACGCUUAUAUCAAGCGCCAUCUUUGAAUAUCGGUCUUUUACGAUUUGACGUUUCGUUCAGUAACACGGAAAGGAACUAAACCAAAAAUGUCCGACGUAGAGGAAACGCCCGUGGCUCCGGUCCCAGUCUCUGGGGGGCCCAUGGACGUCAAUCAAGCCCUACAAGAAGUUCUUAAGACCGCCCUGAUCCAUGACGGAGUCGUACAUGGAUUACAUGAAGCAGCCAAAGCUUUGGACAAAAGACAAGCUGUGUUAUGUGUUUUGGCCGAGAACUGUGAUGAGCCCAAAUACAAACAGCUUGUGCAGGCCUUGUGUGCUGAACACCAAAUCCAACUGAUCAAGGUGGACAACAACAAGAAACUGGGCGAAUGGUCUGGACUGUGUAAAAUUGAUAACACUGGAAAGGCGAGGAAGGUUGUUGGCAGUUCCUGUGUUGUUAUUAGGGAUUAUGGUGAAGAGUCUCCUGCCCUAGAUGUGCUGAAAGAGUACCUUAAAAAUACUAAAUAAAUAGGUUUAAAUUUAUGUUUUAAAUAAAAGACCAAAAAGAAA